CUUGGUCCGUAUAAAUACCAUGUUGACAGUGAACUAGAGCACAGUUCAAUCUGCAGCAUUCAACAGUGAACAAGUCACCAAAACAUCUCAACAUGGCAUUCAAGUUUGUGAUCUUCGCCGCUGUGGUGGCCGUUGCCCGUGCUGGCCUCAUUGCCUCGCCAGCAGUUUCCUACGCUGCUGCUCCGGCUCUCGUUGCUGCCCCAGUCGCCAAGGUCGCUUAUGCCGCUGCCCCGAUCGCCAAGGUCGCGUACGCCGCCCAGCCAGAGGAGUACGACGCGAACCCGCAGUACUCGUUCUCGUACGGCAUCUCGGACGCCCUGACCGGAGACUCCAAGUCCCAGCAGGAGUCGCGCAGCGGAGAUGUUGUCCAGGGAUCGUACUCCGUCGUUGACCCCGAUGGCACCAAGCGUACCGUUGACUACACUGCUGACCCGCACAACGGAUUCAACGCUGUCGUCCGCCGUGAGCCUCUGGCCGCCAAGACCAUCGUCGCUGCUGCCCCGGUCGCCACCAAGGUCAUUGCUCAGCCCGCCGUCGCUUAUGCCGCCCCGGUAGCCAAGACCAUCUCGUACGCCGCUCCGGUCGCCACCAAGACCUACGUGUCGCAGCCAGCUCUGUCCUAUGCCGCCCCUCUGACGAAGACCUACGUGUCGCAGCCAGCUCUGUCCUAUGCCGCUCCAGUGGCCAAGACCAUCUCUUACUCCGCUCCUCUGGCCACCAAGACCUACGUGUCGCAGCCGGCUAUCUCUUACUCCGCUCCUCUGGCCACCAAGACCUACGUGUCGCAGCCGGCUAUCUCUUACGCCGCUCCUCUGGCCACCAAGACCUACGUGUCGCAGCCGGCUCUGUCGUACGCCGCCCCAGCCUACGCUUACCAGCACUUCAAUCUGCAGCAUUCAACAGUGAACAAGUCACCAAAACAUCUCAACAUGGCAUUCAAGUUUGUGAUCUUCGCCGCUGUGGUGGCCGUUGCCCGUGCUGGCCUCAUUGCCUCGCCAGCAGUUUCCUACGCUGCUGCUCCGGCUCUCGUUGCUGCCCCAGUCGCCAAGGUCGCUUAUGCCGCUGCCCCGAUCGCCAAGGUCGCGUACGCCGCCCAGCCAGAGGAGUACGACGCGAACCCGCAGUACUCGUUCUCGUACGGCAUCUCGGACGCCCUGACCGGAGACUCCAAGUCCCAGCAGGAGUCGCGCAGCGGAGAUGUUGUCCAGGGAUCGUACUCCGUCGUUGACCCCGAUGGCACCAAGCGUACCGUUGACUACACUGCUGACCCGCACAACGGAUUCAACGCUGUCGUCCGCCGUGAGCCUUUGGCCGCCAAGACCAUCGUCGCUGCUGCCCCGGUCGCCACCAAGGUCAUUGCUCAGCCCGCCAUCGCUUAUGCCGCCCCGGUAGCCAAGACCAUCUCGUACGCCGCCCCGGUCGCCACCAAGACCUACGUGUCGCAGCCAGCUCUGUCCUAUGCCGCCCCUCUGACCAAGACCUACGUGUCGCAGCCAGCUCUGUCCUAUGCCGCCCCUCUGACCAAGACCUACGUGUCGCAGCCAGCUCUGUCCUAUGCCGCUCCAGUGGCCAAGACCAUCUCUUACUCCGCUCCUCUGGCCACCAAGACCUACGUGUCGCAGCCGGCUAUCUCUUACGCCGCUCCUCUGGCCACCAAGACCUACGUGUCGCAGCCGGCUCUGUCGUACGCCGCCCCGGCUUACGCUUACCAGCACUAAAUCCUAAAAAUACUUGAUUGGACUGUUACAAAAUGAAAGUUAUUUAUUCUAAGAAGAAAAAGGCAAAUACAAAACGGUGAAAUGAAAA
This is a messenger RNA of Anopheles merus, 1806 nucleotides long. Its product is annotated as paternally-expressed gene 3 protein-like. The record is from RefSeq and is a predicted model, not a curated record. Bases 93 to 1718 code for a protein of 541 amino acids. Lineage: Eukaryota; Metazoa; Arthropoda; Insecta; Diptera; Culicidae. The transcript has 4 exons. Gene Ontology annotation, cellular component: extracellular matrix.